Molecule: messenger RNA, 458 nt
Organism: Propithecus coquereli (Coquerel's sifaka)
Lineage: Eukaryota; Metazoa; Chordata; Mammalia; Primates; Indriidae
Gene: TRIQK
Product: triple QxxK/R motif containing
Exons: 3
Coding region: 1-354 (117 amino acids)
Cellular component (GO): endoplasmic reticulum membrane
Source: RefSeq, a predicted model, not a curated record
AUGGGUAGAAAAGAUGCUGCCACUGUCAAACUUCCUGUUGAUCAGUAUAGAAAGCAAAUUGUCCUGGCUGUCUCCUGUGGCAAGAAGCUGCCUCCAAACUCUCCCCGGUGGGCUCGGGCGGCCUCUGAUCUGGGGAGCGCGCGCUCGGGCCGGUCCCUCUCCUCCGAUGCCGACCCAGCGCCGCGCUCCGCUGCGUUCAAAAUGGACCCCGCACCUGUCUCGGCUCCCCACCGCUUGUCGGAAGUUGGCCUUGUACUUGCAGCUAUAUUGGCACUACUACUGGCUUUCUAUGCUUUCUUUUAUCUCAGACUGUCCACGGAUAUUGACCCUGAUCUGGACUCAGAUGAAGAUUAGCUAAGCAGCAAUGAAUGUAUUAAAGGGAAAUAAUUUUACAAAAGCACCUUUUGGAACCAUUACUUCCAAUACUAAAACUGUAACAUCUUGAAUUCUUUCUGUUG